Aspergillus tubingensis is the source of this 354-nucleotide messenger RNA. Its product is annotated as LSM domain-containing protein. NCBI's taxonomy places the organism in Eukaryota, Fungi, Ascomycota, Eurotiomycetes, Eurotiales, Aspergillaceae. Gene Ontology annotation, cellular component: NatC complex. The record is from RefSeq and is a predicted model, not a curated record. Bases 1 to 354 code for a protein of 117 amino acids. The transcript has 2 exons.
AUGGACGGAAACCAAGCAGUCCAAUAUCUGGACUCAUUGAUCGGUCGGACGUUACGAGUGCACGCGACAGAUACGCGCAUUUUCGUGGGUACCUUCAAGUGUACGGAUGCGGCACGAAAUAUCAUCCUUGCCAGCACCUACGAAUACCGCUUUCCUUCCCCAUCUACUGUUCGAGACGCCGCCACGGGUACGCAUGAUUCAGCCGCCGGUAGCGCAGUCGACGCCCAGAGCGUCAAGAUGGAUAUGACGAGUCGAUUUAUCGGUCUUGUGGUCGUUCCUGGCCAACAUAUUACGAAAAUUGAGUUGGAGGAAACCCCGCAGCAGAUUCGCGCGCGGGAGUCCCUGAAGAAGUAG